AGUCAAAAUGGUGGCUGGAAUGGUAAUGCCUUUAGCCGACCUGAGGGCAAUCUAUGAGCUUCUUUUUCGGGAUGGUGUCAUUGUGGCCAAGAAGGACAAGCGUCCACAGUCCAUGCACCCUGACCUCACAGGGGUUACCAACCUAAAGGUGAUCUGCACCAUGGGCUCCCUCAAAUCCAAGGGCUGUGUCAGGGAGACUUUCACUUGGAAACAUGCCUACUACUAUUUUACCAACGAAGGAAUUGCAUACCUGCGAGAUUACCUGCACCUGCCACCAGAGAUCAUGCCUGCACCCCUUCAAAGCCUUCGUCGCCCUGAGUCCUCCGCUCGAGUCCUUACUGUGAAAGGCCCCACAUCGUACAUCUCGAAACCCAAGCCUGGAAGAGAAAUCCAAGAGGACAGGCACAUUUACCGCUACAAGAGAGUAGGAGAGGAGAGAGAGCAAUCUGAGAGGCCUCCAAAAAACUUCAGAGGCCCCUACCACUGUGAUGCAUCCGUCGGCCGGCUCGGUGUUCAGACCAAGAAGGGUUUCUGCAGAGAGGAACCUUGGGCCAAUGAGGGUAACCGGAAAAGCUUUGGAGCUUCCUAUCUCCUCACUGAGGACAGAGUCACCAGGUGUCCCGACUCGGCCAAGGAGGACAAGCUACCCGUUUCUUUGUUCCCCUCAUCUUCAAUUGUACCAAAGUCCUCCAAAGAGAUACCAACCGUUCCCACUCCUCGUGCCCCAGUCAAGGAAGUCCUGCAGAAGUUUGUUAAAAUGACUGCUGCUCACCCAUCUGCAGCUUUUGUAGAGUCUGAGUGUGUGAAGAUGCCGGAGGAUACGACUAAGGCGACCCCAGAAGAAUGGAUCCCAGAUCCAAGAGAAUCCCCGAACCCAGCCUCGGAGGUACCUGGAGAGUACCUGGACAGGUCCACAAUCCCUUUGUUGACAGAGCUUACUGAAAAGGCGGAACGACAGGACGUUAACGAUCAAGGUGAGGAAGCUGAUGUGGCGACUGAAGAAACAGUUGAGAAGUAUGAUGUUGAGUUGAUGAAGCGGCUGAAUAUUGAGCUCUUUGUCCCUGUGACCAAAGCUAAGACCUUUAACUCUGAUCUCGACCAUAAAUCAGCAACACCUACAUCAACAGCCACAGAAAAAUUGGUGGAUUAUGACAUUGGUCUUAUCACCCAUAAAGUUAUGGAGAAGUGCAUUGCUAUGACGGCCAUGUCUGAGUUUCAUAUCGCCCUAGAGACCUCCACCAGUCCAGCCUUUGAGCCAGGGUCCGGCCCUGUUGUCCCUCCAGAGUGUCCCGUUGUUGCCCUGAAGACCACUCUGCUUCAGGGAGACCAGGGCUUCCUCACAGAGGAACCUGAGAAUGAGCAGCAUGUUCAGAGGGUCCGGCCUGACUUCCUGGAAGGUUUGAGCUGGUCUUAGUUCUUCCUCCUCCUCUU
Anarrhichthys ocellatus (wolf-eel) is the source of this 1431-nucleotide messenger RNA. RefSeq lists its product as uncharacterized. The record is from RefSeq and is a predicted model, not a curated record. The transcript has a single exon. Gene Ontology annotation, molecular function: RNA binding; structural constituent of ribosome. The coding region runs from base 8 to 1414 and encodes 468 amino acids. Gene Ontology annotation, cellular component: cytosolic small ribosomal subunit. Lineage: Eukaryota; Metazoa; Chordata; Actinopteri; Perciformes; Anarhichadidae.